AGAUAAAGGCAGCUGCCUGGCUGCCUGAGAACAGAGACCCAGAGCCAAGGUAGAGAGAGGCGUGGGACCCAGGAACAGAACAGAACCAACAACAAAGAAUCCCAGCAGAGCGACAGACCCCAAGGUAGACACUCAAAAGCACCCAGACACCAGCCAGACCUUUGAAGGAUGGCUGAUGCCCAGAUGCAGGUAGCUCCUACAUCAACCAUCCAAAUGAGGACUGGAGAGGACCUGUCCCUCCCUCUUCCCUCAGCCCCUGAGGGUCUGCCGCCGCCGCCCCCCAGGGAAUCCUUCUCCAAGUUCCAGCAGCAGCGGCAAGCCAGCGAGCUCCGCCGUCUCUACAAACACAUCCACCCUGAGCUUCGGAAGAACCUCGAGGAGGCUGUGGCUGAGGACCUGGCCGAGGUACUUGGUUCAGAGGAGCCCACGGAAGGCGAUGUUCAAUGUAUGCGCUGGAUCUUUGAGAAUUGGCGGCUGGAUGCCAUUGGCGGUCACGAGAGGCCAGCUGCCAAGGAACCUGUGUCAGGUGGCAACGUUCAGGCCACCUCUCGAAAGUUUGAGGAAGGCUCCUUUACCAACAGCUCAGAUCAGGAGCCGGCGGGACCCCGGCCGUCAGGGGGUGAUGUCCGAGCUGCCAGACAGCUGUUUGAGACCAAGCCACUGGAUGCACUAACAGGCCAGGAGGAGGCGACACAGACAAUCACGAAGGAACCUGCAGCCACUGGAGAUGUACAGGGAACCAGAAAGCUUUUUGAGACUAGGCCCCUGGACCGGCUGGGUUCCCGCCCCUCCAUCCAGGAGCAGAGCCCUUUAGAGCUGCGCUCAGAGAUUCAGGAGCUGAAGGGUGAUGUGAAGAAGACGGUGAAGUUGUUUCAGACGGAACCUCUAUGCGCCAUCCAGGAUGCAGAGGGCGCCAUCCACGAAGUCAAGGCUGCCUGCCGGGAGGAGAUUCAGAGCAAUGCAGUGAGGUCAGCUCGCUGGCUCUUUGAGACCCGACCUCUGGAUGCCUUCAACCAGGACCCCAGCCAAGUGAGGGUGAUCCGGGGGAUCUCCCUUGAGGAGGGAGCCCUGCCCGAUGUCAGCGCAACUCGUUGGAUCUUUGAGACGCAGCCUCUGGAUGCCAUUCGUGAGAUCUUGGUGGACGAGAAGGACUUCCAGCCAUCUCCGGAUCUCAUCCCUCCUGGUCCAGAUGUUCAGCAUCAGCGACAUCUGUUUGAGACCUGUGCCCUGGACACUCUGAAGGGGGAAAGAGAAACGGAGGCAGAGGCUCCACCCAAGGAGGAGGUGAUUCCUGGUGAUGUCCGCUCUACACUCUGGCUAUUUGAAACAAAACCCCUGGAUGCUCUCAGAGACCAGGUCCAAGUAGGUCACCUGCAACGUGUGGAUCACCAGAAGGGCGAGGGGCUUGUGACUGAGUGUCUGUCCAGUAAUGGCACUUCGGUGUUACCUCUGUCUCAGGGUGUCCCCCAGAACAAUGGGUUGAAAGGGGACGUGAAGACCUUCAAGAAUCUUUUUGAGACCCUUCCCUUAGACAGCAUUGGGCAGGAUGAGCCUUCAGCCUAUGGCAACAUAAACAGAGGACGAAAGACUGAUUCUGCUGAGCCAUCCCAGGGCUCAGAUGCCCCUGUAUAUGCUAUGCAGGACAGCAGGGGACAGCUUCACGCCCUGACUUCUGUCAGCAGAGAGCAGGUAGUUGGAGGUGAUGUACAGGGCUACAAGUGGAUGUUUGAGACACAGCCCCUGGACCAGCUGGGUAGAAGCCCCAGUACCAUUGAUGUAGUACGAGGUAUCACUAGGCAGGAAGUGGUGGCUGGGGAUGUUGGCACCACUCGGUGGCUCUUUGAGACACAGCCACUGGAGAUGAUCCACCAACAAGAACAACAGAAACGAGAGGAGGAGGAGGGGAGGGGUCCAGGAGGCCCCCCUCCAGAGCCCCCCCAGAAGGGAGAUGUACAGACCAUCCGCUGGCUGUUUGAGACCUACCCUAUGAGCGAGUUGGCAGAGAAGCGAGAAUCCGAGGUCUCAGACCCCAUGGCCGAGGCUGAGACACAGUCAUGUACCUGGAUGUUUAGACCCCAGUCUCUGAACCAGGCAGAAGGCUCUGGGGAACAGCACCUGCAAACAAGCCAGGUCCGGGGUGGAGACAGACAGACAGAUAGGCAUGUCUUUGAGACUGAAUCCCUACCAGCCUCAAGCCAGUCCAGUGGGAGAAAGCCUGUAAGGUAUUGCAGCCGGGUGGAGAUUCCUUCUGGGCAGGUAUCUCGGCAGAAAGAGCUUUUCCAGGCCCUGGAGGUGGGCAAGAAGGAGGUACAAGAGACCACAGUAGCCCCAGAAUCCAUCCCCCCGGGCUCUGUGCAUAAAUUCACCUGGCUCUUUGAAAACUGCCCCAUGGGCUCCCUGGCAGCUGAGAGCAUCAGAGGGGAUAACCUCCAGGAAGAACAGCCAAAAGGCUCUGUAGACCGUGGGACACCAGAGAGGCAGGAGACAGAAGCCGAGAGAACCCUUAGGAUUUUGCAUGCCACUCCUGGCAUCCUACACCAUGGAGGAAUCCUCAUGGAAGUCCGAGGCCCAGGGGAGCUCUGCCUUGCCAAGUAUGUGCUCCCAAGCCCAGGGCAGGGACACCCCUAUGUACGGAAAGAGGAGCUGGUGUGUGGUGAACUCCCCAGGAUUGUCCGUCAAGUGCUACGCCGGACAGAUGUGGACCAGCAGGGACUGCUGGUUCAGGAGGACACAGCUGGCCAGCUCCAACUCCACCCUCUCAAGCUGCCAGGGCCUGGUGACCCUGGGAAUAUUGAAGACAUGGACCCUGAGCUCAAGCAGCUGCUGGCCUGUGGCCUGGGAGUCUCUGUGGCAAAGACGGGGCUGGUGAUGCAAGAGACAGGACAGGGCCUAGUGGCACUGACUGCCUACUCCCUCCAGCCCCAGCUAACUAGCAGGGCCCCUGAAAGAAGCAGUGUGCAGCUGCUGGCCAGCUGCAUAGACAAAGGAGACCUACACAGCCUUCACAGUUUGCAGUGGGAGCCGCCAACAGACUCAAGUUCUGUGCCAGCUACUGAGGAGUCCCAGAGGCUUCCCCCAACUGAAAGCAUCAUACAUGUUACCCCAUUAGACUCCACCAUGGAGAUGGGGCAUCUGAGAGUCCCAGGGUCCACACCCUGUCCACCCCCACCUCGGGCAGCUGGAAAAGUGGUCUUUCCCAAUGGCAGACCUGUAACACAAGCUCCAUUGCAGGAAGCAAGCAAACAAAUGCAUAUCAGUCAUGCUGGGCAGAAAGAGAAGGCAGCCUCAGGAAGACCAGAAGGAACCACUGCUUCCCCUCUAGGGUCUGGAGCUCCAGAUCUCCAGGUAGCCAUGCAAAAUCUGCGUUUCGCAACUGCUGAAGCCCAAAGCCUGCACCAGAAGGUUCUGAGCAGGAAUCCACAGGGUUCUGACCCUGCAACCACCUCUAUGCCUGUCCAAGGUGUUCUGCAUAUGCCGACUCCUGCCACUGGGCCUACUACCCAAGGUAGCAUCAGGCCUGUGGCUGGAAGUGAAGCCAGGAUCCCAGCAGUUCCCAGAAAGCUGCUGUGACAGAAGAACCUGACCACCCAGUUCAAGAUCACCACCAGGAGGACUCCAUCCAGCAGGCCUCUAAGCCCCUGCAGGAACCCCUUCUUCAUACUCACAACAGACCCGCUGGCCAGAAAACCCCUGAAGGGUCAGAGACGAAACUCUCCAAAGCGGAAUCCACCGUACCUCCAAGAAAGAAACCCCCAGUGCCUCCCAAACCUGCACAUCUAAGCCAACUCCACCCCCCUCAGAGGCUGCCCAAGCCCUUAGCAGGCUCUGCCAGAAGCUCAGAAGCAGGACAAGACCAUAAGCCAGGUAAGCCAGGUGUAGCCAACCCUGGGUCAGCCAAAGCUCCCACAACAGCAGGCCAGGAUUGCCUGCCUCUGGCUGAAUGCUCUAAGGAGCAGAAACAACCUGUGCAUCAGCAUCUACUCAGCACUACGGCUUCCAGGCCUAGCAGGGGUCAGACAACCAGCAGCAACAGUCAGAGCCCUGAGUCUCCUAAGUUGAUUGUUCUCAACAAUGACUCCAGCCCACCACAAAAGCACCCUAGCUCCCCCAAGAAGCAACCUAUGGACUGUUCCAAGCAGGGGACCCCUGAGAAACCAGAGAUUAUACAGGGCAGCCAUCAAGAGCUCCAGGGCCUCCUGAGCCAAGUGCAAAUCCUGGAGAAGGAAGCAACCCACAGCGUGGAUGUACAGGCCCUGCGGAAGCUCUUUGAAGGUGUACCCCAGCUGGGAGGGGGUACCCCUCAGACUCCCACCGCCUCCCACAAGACUCAGGCCUCAGUGGAGCAGGCCUUCGGGGAACUGACGCGGGUGAGUACAGAGGUUGCCCAGCUGAAAGAACAGACCCUAGCCAGGCUGCUGGACAUCGAAGAAGCAGUGCACAAGGCUCUUAGCUCCAUGUCCAGCCUCCAGUCUGAGGCUCACCCAAGCAGCCAUCCACAGGGAACUGCAAAGGACCCCAGUGUGAACAAGGUCUCUGCCAGCAGCAGAGCCAGACCGACAGGCUCCAGCCAGGCCAAAGAUCCACCUGUAGUCAAAAAACAAGAAAAGGUUGAGAGCCAUCUUGAAGAAGAAGGUCACGGCAAGAUCAGAGAUCAUGCAGAGGCCAGAGGUCAGGCAGAAGUGAACCUCCUGCCCUCCAGGAAGCCGGAGACACCAAGAGCCGAGCCUGGCCUCCAACAAGUCUCUCCUUCCUGCAGAGGAUCCUCCUCUCCAACUUUCAUCUCUAUCCAAUCAGCUACAAAGAAGCUUCUGGAAGCUUCUAGCCCUCAGGGAAGCCAUUAUAUCUCAGGGAAAAAUGCACACCUAGCUCAGGACAUAGGUCAAGCCCUGCUCUACCAGAGAGAUAUCCAGGAUCAGACUGGGACAAAGGAGAUGGUCAUCAAGGGCUCUGUUCCCACAGGGCAGCAAAACAAUGUUCUGGAAUUCCAGAGCGGGCCAGCUACCUCCAAGUCCUAUGGAGCCACUCGAACAGUGACUGAGCAGUAUGAAGAGAUGGACCAAUUUGGGAAUACAGUCCUCACUUCCUCCACCACGAUCACCCAGCAGGCAGAGCCGCUGAUGGACCCUGGCCCCCAUCUCCAGCUCCACACUUCUCCCAUGCUAAGGCAGUUCCUCCACAGCCCCUCCCAGUUCAAUAGGGAUCUGGCAGAAGAUGAGAUAUCAUGGGCUCCCUGUAGCCAUUUCCAUCCGGCUGCCCAGUGAGCCCCUCUGUCUCCCACCAGUCUUGGGUACCUCUCCCAGAGCUCUAGGACUAAGUCAUGGCCCCACCUCCUGUACGUGUGGAACAAGGACCAAGAAAGAUGGGGCCUUCAGAGAGCUGACGAGGGCUGUUGGCCUUGUUAGUUCCAGUUCUUGAAAAAGGACAAGAAAAGUAAAGCAGCCAUCCACAGGAAAGCCAGAUGUGUGUGUCAGGACCUAACAGGUGCUUGUGGAGAACUAGCCCACACUGGCCCAUCUCACACUCACACAUGUGAGUCUGUACCUCACUGACUAGAGCUGAAAGGACACCCCUCCACCGUAUCUCUCCAUGGCCAGCCUUUUUCUUUGAUUAUGGAAUCUGGCUGUCUUUAUCCCUGGUGAGGACCUGGGGCUGAGCAGACUGGAUAUGACAUUGGUCUCUGUUUGAGAUUGGACUGAGGGCUCCAGAAAAACCUGUGUGCCUGCCUCUUCAUCACCAGUGGUCCAAAGGGCACAGAGAGAGCGCUAGCAGUCGAUAGUGUUCCUAGAAGCUGAAUACACCACCCUUCCUGACCCCAUCACCCCCACUCUGUACCUCGAAUGGGAAAAAUGAUCCAAAAAUAAACCGAAAAGAGAUUC
Molecule: messenger RNA, 5876 nt
Organism: Grammomys surdaster
Lineage: Eukaryota; Metazoa; Chordata; Mammalia; Rodentia; Muridae
Gene: Xirp1
Product: xin actin binding repeat containing 1
Exons: 3
Coding region: 169-3570 (1133 amino acids)
Biological process (GO): actin cytoskeleton organization; actin filament organization
Cellular component (GO): stress fiber; focal adhesion
Molecular function (GO): actin filament binding
Source: RefSeq, a predicted model, not a curated record